AUGGCCACACCAAACGAGCUAACACCGCACCACCCACCCACGGUUCUGAGACAGGGGCGCAUCACUUCGUCCGCACAAGAUCGCUCCUGCCUUGAAGGUCUGCACACCGUCUACUUUGCAAAACUAACCCGUGGAAAGACCUCAUGCUGCGUUGGAGUUGUGAUGGGAGGAAAGGCGGACGGGACGGAGAACGAUCCUGCUUCACCUCAUCCUCAUUCUCGUUCUGUGUUCCGGUGUUGGUGUUUCUCCAAGCUGCUUGUGGCUGGGAACCAUCACGGUCGGAUCAUCACUGACAGCCAGACAGCUGAUUACUUCUGGAACGUCUUGACUAAGCGCCCCAUCACCGUGUUGUGCUUGAACUCUUCUUUGGAGACAGGACCUGAUACGACCUUGACUAUCACCACAGUCACCAACACAACUGCGGCAACGGUUGAGCGACGUUUGCGGCUGUGCGAGCAUCACUCCUUCGAUUCGACCCUGUCGGGGUCUGUCCACGCCACUACUGCUCCAUCCUCCACUUCGCAUCGCCGAUGGUCCGCCUCCAGCCCUACCGAUAAUGUCUCCCUUGCCGAGGGAAUGACCUCCUUUGAUGGACGCCUUGUUCCAAAUGCGCAGGUGCGGCAUCCAAUCGCGAUUCGAGCCAACCCAGUUCAGGUGCACGGGGCGACGUUAGCGGGAGGUGCUCGUGCACCCACUCCACCCCCCAGGGCUAGAGCUAAGACCAUGCCCUUGGACACCGUCGUCUGCCCUCCUGAACGGAAGUACUUUGUUGUACGACCACUGGAAGCGCUGGUUCAAUUGGGCUUUUCAGAUGCCGGAUAUUGCAAUUGGUAA
Molecule: messenger RNA, 834 nt
Organism: Echinococcus granulosus
Lineage: Eukaryota; Metazoa; Platyhelminthes; Cestoda; Cyclophyllidea; Taeniidae
Exons: 6
Coding region: 1-834 (277 amino acids)
Source: RefSeq, a predicted model, not a curated record